AUGCCAGAUGUUUCUUAUGAACUGAAUACCUGAAUUUCGUGUUACUAUAGCUCUAAUUGAGAUGAAGCACAUAAGGAUACGUGUGUGUACCGAAGAAACCGUGUAUUGAUGAUGAUAAUAGAGAAUGUAGAUAAUAUGGAAAUGAAACAGUUCGAACAUGCUGAAAAUAACUCAGUAUGUCUCUUGGACUUGUACAUGAAGUGUAUUUUAAGUAUUGGUCCAUUCAUAUCAUUGUUUCAUUGACUUUAUCUUUAAUUAAUUCUAACAAGUUGCAAAGGUAUAUUUAAAAGUGUAAAUAUAAAAUAUAAAAUAUCUUUAGAUAAGCAUGAACAGCAUAAUAAUAAUUAUAAGUCUAUUGGAAACUAUAUCGCCUGCUAUUGGAAAUUUUGGAUAUAGUAAACGUCAACAUUUGUGGAGUAAGGAUUUUAAGCUGUGCGAAGGAAAAUUACAGUCUCCUGUAUCCAUAUCGUCAUUCAAAUCAUUUCCUCUUCCUUUGCCUGCACUCGAGGUAAUCGGUUAUCAUGAUUAUCUUCCAGGACCACUACAUUUAAAGAAUAACGGUCACUCAGUUGUUGUAAACAUAAAUAAUAACGCAAGAAAUAUGUAUUUGCCUUACAUAUUUGGUGCUAGUCUCGAAGUAAAUCAAGAAUACGAACUAGAUCAUUUACAUUUUCAUUGGGGUGCAAAAAAUAACAGAGGAUCCGAGCACGUUUUUAAUGGUAUCAGAUACCCUAUGGAAAUGCAUAUAGUUCAUAGAAAUAAAGCAUAUUCGAAUUUUUCUAAUGCCUUAAAUUACGAAAAUGGUCUUGUGGUUUUAGGAAUCUUUUUUCAAUUGCAGUUGGAAGAUAACAAGUUGUUACAUCCCAUUUUAAAUAAUUUGAGAGACGUGCGAUGGUUACAUAAAGAAAUAAAAUUGCAAACACCUGUAACAUUAGCUUCGCUGUUACCUCGCAAUACAGAUGUAUUUUAUACUUAUAAAGGUUCGUUAACUACUCCCCCGUGUAACGAAGUGGUAACAUGGAUAAUUUUCCCAACCCCUGUACUGAUCUCUUUUAACCAGCUGAAUAUGUUUAGACGACUUUCCGAUGGAGAAGACGUAUUAGCAGAUAACUAUAGAAAAUUGCAAAAUAUAGGAUUUAGAAAAGUGUACGUUAGAAGGUUGAAUUCAUCUCUGGCUACAACAUACAAUGCAACAGUUUUCAAUGUCACGAAUUUAGAUUGGUUUUUGCAUUGAAUCGUAUUUAACCAAUUGUAUCGUAAUCAAUGAAAAAAAAAUUACUCCGUCAUUUCGCUUUUGCUAGAAAAUAAAAUUAACACGUAAAACUUCUAUAAAGUUAGCUUGUUUCUGGAUAAAAUAAAUUGUAGUUUAUUUUUCGAAUAAAUAAUGUAUCAUCGAGGAACUAUACUCCUGUUUUAACGUUCAUUAAAGUUGCUGAUUAUUUAAUUGCA
This is a messenger RNA of Hylaeus volcanicus, 1449 nucleotides long. RefSeq names its product carbonic anhydrase 2-like. The record is from RefSeq and is a predicted model, not a curated record. The transcript is spliced from 7 exons. Gene Ontology annotation, cellular component: cytoplasm. Bases 326 to 1234 code for a protein of 302 amino acids. Gene Ontology annotation, molecular function: carbonate dehydratase activity; zinc ion binding. Lineage: Eukaryota; Metazoa; Arthropoda; Insecta; Hymenoptera; Colletidae.